Molecule: messenger RNA, 480 nt
Organism: Mycotypha africana
Lineage: Eukaryota; Fungi; Mucoromycota; Mucoromycetes; Mucorales; Mycotyphaceae
Product: protein-tyrosine phosphatase
Exons: 5
Coding region: 1-480 (159 amino acids)
Biological process (GO): protein dephosphorylation
Cellular component (GO): cytoplasm
Molecular function (GO): acid phosphatase activity; non-membrane spanning protein tyrosine phosphatase activity
Source: RefSeq, a predicted model, not a curated record
AUGUCGACAGAAGAGCCAAUUAGUGUUUUGUUUGUGUGUCUUGGCAAUAUCUGUCGUUCACCUAUGGCAGAAGCUGUUUUUGCGCACACAGUGAAAAAGCACAAUCUUCAAAGCAAGAUUCCCAAGAUUGACUCUGCAGGCACUGCUUCAUACCACGUUGGAAGCGCACCCGAUAGUCGUAGUGUAUCCACUUGCAAAGCACAUGGAGUGCCAGUAAAACAUCAUGCCAGAAAGGUUUCCAAAAAUGACUUUGAAGAAUUUGAUUAUGUUCUUUGUAUGGAUGAAUCUAACCUUAGUGAUCUAAAGAGUAUCAAACCCGCUAAUUCAAAGGCUGUUUUAAAACUAUUCGGUGAAUUUGAUCCAGAGGGAGAGCGUAUAAUCGAAGAUCCUUAUUAUGGUGGCACUCAAGGCUUCGAGCACAACUUCAACCAGAUCACAAGAGCAAGCGAGGGUUUACUAAAGCAUCUGAAAUUACUUUAA